AUGCCAUCUGAUUCACAACUCAAUGUGAUUCAAACUCCACUAAACCUCAUUCAUCAAAACAAAACCCUCCUCAAUGUGAGGAGUCAACAAUCACAAGAGAGCUUCAAAUAUAACCAAAUGAUAGUGGAAAGGGAGUCUGCUAGAGUUUGGAGUGGCCUCGAAUUUGAGGUUGUACUUACUGAAGACUUGCAUCUCCCUAUAUAUUUCAGUUCGUUAAGCUGCUCAAAAAUCACAUACAUUCUAUCUGAACAACUCAAAAUGUCGAUGGCAUCUUCAUCAUCUUCUCCUUCUGCUCUGGCCUUUUCUUCUGAGCACUCGUACAACAGGGAAUCUACACUUACAAGGACGAUGAAACACUUCCUCAGGGAGAAUCAAUUGGCCCAUCUCUAA
Molecule: messenger RNA, 390 nt
Organism: Lactuca saligna
Lineage: Eukaryota; Viridiplantae; Streptophyta; Magnoliopsida; Asterales; Asteraceae
Source: the annotation of a GenBank genome assembly